UAAAUAGUUUCUUUAAAUAAGCACCCUGUAAAGCCAGGGUGUGCACUAAGGGAUGAUUUUUCUGUUGUGAGAAAACCAGGAUGGCUACUUCCUCAAUGCAAGAUUUCCUGUUAAGCAACGCGCUGUGCUCGAAACAGACAGUUAAUACUCACGCCUGAAUCCAGUACUUGGUCCAAUAUAAUUCUUAUAUUAUUCUUAUAUCCUUAUAUAUUCCUCCUCUUCCUCAUCCUCUUCACCAUCUUCAUCACCUUCAUUACUUGUCUGCUGGGUAAAGGGAACCAUGCUCCAUCUCACAAGCCUGCUGUUGAUUAUACUCAUAAAUGUCGUAGAAGCUGCAGACAUGGUGUCCAUCAGUGUCGUGGGUCACACAGGACCAAUGAUUGAGGGCACAUGGUACGAGCUCCGGUGUGACGUUCAGAAAGUUGCUCCUGAUCAGCUCCUCACUGUGAGGUGGUACAAAGGACAAACUCUACUGACAGAUACGUCCUUUAAUGACUCCAUCAAGACUCCAGUGGACAAGUCUGCGACAUACUGGAUCUUUGCCAACACAACUGAUGAUGGAGCUGAGUACCGGUGUGAGGCGGUGCUGAGACAGAGACAAGCAGGACCUCAGCCUCCUACAACUGAGAUGUCAGAGCCUCUUCUUGUUACAGUAUACUGUAACUGUCCUGUUGUUCUUCAGCCUCCUGCAGUGGUGGUGGAAUACGGAACUUCUGUCUCAGCGAACUGCUCCACUUCCAAGCCACAUUUUGGGAUGGCCUGGGAGGUGCCUCAGGGAGCUGUGGACCUGAGGGAGGAUGUCCAGCUGAUCACCUGGAACUUGUCUAGGCUUGAGGACUGGGACAUAAAGCCAUUAUGCUACAUUAACAUAAAAAACCAAACAAAACCAGAUAAAAGGCAUCUCCCAGUUAUUGUGUAUAAAACUCCAGACAGUGUGUCCAUUAGCAUCGUGGGUCACACAGGACCAGUGACCGAGGGCACACAGUACGAGCUCCAGUGUGACGUUCAGAAUGUUGCUCCUGUUCACCGCCUCACUGUGAAGUGGUACAAGGGACAAACUCUACUGACAGAUACGUUCUUUAAUGACCCCACCAAGACUCCAGUGAACCAGUCUGCUACACUCCAGAUCUCCCCCAGCAGAGCUGAUGAUGCAGCUGACUACUGGUGUGAGGCAGAGCUCAGACUGGGACCAGCAGCACCUCAGCCUCCUCCUACAAUGAAAUCAGAUCCUCUCAACAUCACUGUGUACUAUGCUCCACAAAUUGUGUCCAGAAUGAACUCGGUGCUGGUGCCGAUACUUAGUGACGUGUCACUGAACUGCAGUGCUGAAGGGAAUCCAGAACCUACAGUGAUGUGGAGCUUUAAAAAUCAAACUAUCAUCACUGGGAGGCGACAGAGUACACUAACAAUUUCUCGAGCCACAUCCGCUGAUGCUGGCAUAUACACAUGCACUGCUACCAGUCUAUCUUGGAGCCAGACACGGGAAGUCAAGGUGGAAGAAGAUUACAGAUUUCUACUCAUAUCAGUUUUUAUAAUAGUUUUUAUAAUUAUAUUUCUUAUAAUAUUGGUAGCAUACAAGAAAAAACGAACUAGAAAUUAUGUGAGACCAAUGAUUGAGGGCACAUGGUACGAGCUCCGGUGUGACGUUCAGAAAGUUGCUCCUGAUCCGCUCCUCACUGUGAGGUGGUACAAAGGACAAACUCUACUGACAGAUACGUCCUUUAAUGACUCCAUCAAGACUCCAGUGGACAAGUCUGCGACAUACUGGAUCUUUGCCAACACAACUGAUGAUGGAGCUGAGUACCGGUGUGAGGCGGUGCUGAGACAGAGACAAGCAGGACCUCAGCCUCCUACAACUAAGAUGUCAGAGCCUCUUCUUGUUACAGUAUACUUAUAUUAUUCUUAUAUCCUUAUAUAUUCCUCCUCUUCCUCAUCCUCUUCACCAUCUUCAUCACCUUCAUUACUUGUCUGCUGGGUAAAGGGAACCAUGCUCCAUCUCACAAGCCUGCUGUUGAUUAUACUCAUAAAUGUCGUAGAAGCUGCAGACAUGGUGUCCAUCAGUGUCGUGGGUCACACAGGACCAAUGGUUGAGGGCACAUGGUACGAGCUCCGGUGUGACGUUCAGAAAGUUGCUCCUGAUCAGCUCCUCACUGUGAGGUGGUACAAAGGACAAACUCUACUGACAGAUACGUCCUUUAAUGACUCCAUCAAGACUCCAGUGGACAAGUCUGCGACAUACUGGAUCUUUGCCAACACAACUGAUAAUGGAGCUGAGUACCGGUGUGAGGCGGUGCUGAGACAGAGACAAGCAGGACCUCAGCCUCCUACAACUGAGAUGUCAGAGCCUCUUCUUGUUACAGUAUACUGUAACUGUCCUGUUGUUCUUCAGCCUCCUGCAGUGGUGGUGGAAUACGGAACGUCUGUCUCAGCGAACUGCUCCACUUCCAAAUCACAUUUUGGGAUGGCCUGGGAGGUGCCUCAGGGAGCUGUGGACCCGCAGGAGGGUGUCCAGCUGAUCACCUGGAACUUGUCUAGGCUUGAGGACUGGGACAUAAAGCCAUUAUGCUACAUUAACAUAAAAAACCAAACAAAACCAGAUAAAAGGCAUCUCCCAGUUAUUGUGUAUAAAACUCCAGACAGUGUGUCCAUUAGCAUCGUGGGUCACACAGGACCAGUGAUCGAGGGCACACAGUACGAGCUCCAGUGUGACGUUCAGAAUGUUGCUCCUGUUCACCGCCUCACUGUGAGGUGGUACAAGGGACAAACUCUACUGACAGACACAUUCUUUAAUGACCCCACCAAGACUCCAGUGAACCAGUCUGCUACACUCCAGAUCUCCCCCAGCAGAGCUGAUGAUGCAGCUGACUACUGGUGUGAGGCAGAGCUCAGACUGGGACCAGCAGCACCUCAGCCUCCUCCUACAAUGAAAUCAGAUCCUCUCAACAUCACUGUGUACUAUGCUCCACAAAUUGUGUCCAGAAUGAACUCGGUGCUGGUGCCGAUAUUUAGUGACGUGUCACUGAACUGCAGUGCUGAAGGGAAUCCAGAACCUACAGUGAUGUGGAGCUUUAAAAAUCAAACUAUCAUCACUGGGAGGCGACAGAGUACACUAACAAUUUCUCGAGCCACAUCCGCUGAUGCUGGCAUAUACACAUGCACUGCUACCAGUCUAUCUUGGAGCCAGACACGGGAAGUCAAGGUGGAAGAAGAUUACAGAUUUCUACUCAUAUCAGUUUUUAUAAUAGUUUUUAUAAUUAUAUUUCUUAUAAUAUUGGUAGCAUACAAGAAAAAACGAACUAGAAAUUAUGUGACAUAAUGCGUAACAAUAACUGCAUUGCCAUGAAGCCAUUGAAAAACAACUGACACGGGUAAUUUGGACAUGACAGAAAAUGGCUAAUAUAUAUAAUAUAUAGCAACUAUUUGAAAACAAAGUGUAUAAUACUGAAAGCUGAGGGAAAAAUCUGAAGACAGCACGUUCCUCCAUGCACACCUACCCCCACCUUUCAACAGACAGACAAGAGGCAAGGACUGUUGAUCAGUGACACGAGUAAACAUAUUGUGGAGGUUGGUUUGGAUUUUUAAUGCUGUAACCUUUUUUUGUAAUUAAUGACAUUAGCCUUACAUUUACAUUUUAUAUACUGUAUUACAAAGCUUAAACUGCUUCGCUAUAAAUAAAUGUGGUUUGUAAAGAA
This is a messenger RNA of Electrophorus electricus (electric eel), 3692 nucleotides long. The record is from RefSeq and is a predicted model, not a curated record. NCBI's taxonomy places the organism in Eukaryota, Metazoa, Chordata, Actinopteri, Gymnotiformes, Gymnotidae.